Molecule: messenger RNA, 331 nt
Organism: Drosophila sulfurigaster albostrigata
Lineage: Eukaryota; Metazoa; Arthropoda; Insecta; Diptera; Drosophilidae
Exons: 2
Coding region: 9-221 (70 amino acids)
Source: RefSeq, a predicted model, not a curated record
UGAUUAACAUGGGUAAUCCACUGUGGUUCAUCUUCUGGCUGCUGGUCUUCUGGAUUGUUUCCUUUGCGGUUGCAUUCUUCUGCGCUUUCUUCUACAUCGUCAUCUAUGCAAUUGUUGUCUGCGUUCCCGGACUGGCGAACGUAGCCGAAAUUCUUCUGCAGGGCUUACAAUUCCCGCAUUAUUGCGCCAAGGCCAUGAUGGACUGCAAGCCCCUAUUCUAAAGGCUUAAAUUAAACAUUGCCUAAUCUUAAGUACACUAGUAAAUAUAUAAUUGUUGAUUUUGUCAGACUUUUUUAAUGAUAAAUUUUAAUUAAUUAAUAAUUGAAUGGUA